Heteronotia binoei (common prickly gecko) is the source of this 1306-nucleotide messenger RNA. RefSeq names its product cytochrome c oxidase subunit 6A2, mitochondrial. Gene Ontology annotation, biological process: mitochondrial electron transport, cytochrome c to oxygen. Lineage: Eukaryota; Metazoa; Chordata; Lepidosauria; Squamata; Gekkonidae. Gene Ontology annotation, molecular function: enzyme regulator activity. Bases 622 to 1128 code for a protein of 168 amino acids. Gene Ontology annotation, cellular component: mitochondrial inner membrane. The transcript is spliced from 3 exons. The record is from RefSeq and is a predicted model, not a curated record.
GCUCUAGGUCCAUAUCCCGCCUCCCAACAGAGAUCAAAACGGCUUCAGAGGACUUCUUGACCCUUUUCAAAAAACCAGCAGCAUGCCACAUUUCCCCUGCUCCGAGAAACAGAAGCAAGCUUUAUAAAGAGGACGGAAGUGCAGCAGACAAAAUUGAAAGGAAUUGAGACGGUCCGAGAGGAAUUUUUAUUCCCUGUGAGCGGCAGUACGCAUUCACACUGGCACCGUUGGGGUAAACAGAUUUUUCUUUCUUAGCACCACAUGCGCACCCAUGGGGUAAAUAGGGGGUGUCUCGCCCUGCUUUCAAUUCUGUGUAUUCGAGCACCUGUCCCUAAUGAGCUUAUUUCAUUAGUCUUUGGGGAAUAAUGAGAAGGAGGCUGCGAAAGCAAACGAAGGAGGUGCUUGAAGCAGUAUUUCUCGUACACUGCAAUCUAAGAAGAACACACCUAGAACUACUGGCAGAAUUGGGAUACACCUCUCGGACCAUACAGCCAUUUAGGACGAUUGAAGAUUCCCUUAUUUUGACUCAGGAGGAAAAGAAGAUCAUUUUCACUCCCCAUAAACUUGAUUAAACAACAAUAACUCCGAAACUUUCCCGAACAGCCACAAACCAAAAGACGCAUGCGCACUGCGUAUACUAUACCUCCACAGGACGCGGCCCGCCGCACUUCUCCAAGCUACGAAACUGGUGAUGUAAUCGAUCCGCGCCGAUCUCAUUCGUAUUUCCUGUUCCGGGUUGGAAGCGGCGGCUGGUGUCCUUAUUCUGGUGGUACGCCUAAUAUGGCUUCAGUGGCGGCGCUCUUCAAAGUUCCUCAACGGCUUGUAGCCGAGGCUCCUCGAGCAGGACUGAGACGGCUGCUGUCGGCGGCUGCAUCAGAGGGCCAUGGAGAAGCUGGGAGCUCCCGUACAUGGAAGAUCCUGACCUUUGUGGUUGCUCUCCCUGGAGUUGCUGUCUGCAUGCUGAACUGCUACCUGAAGGCUCAGCAUGAACAUGAAAGACCAGAGUUUGUUCCUUAUCCUCACCUCCGUAUCCGGACCAAGCCCUUCCCUUGGGGUGAUGGGAACCAUACUUUCUUCCACAAUCCUCAUACUAACCCUCUCCCAACUGGCUAUGAAGACGACCAUUAAAUGAGUGGAUCACAGUAGCACCAUGGACCAUCAUUAAGGUAGCUGGACCAGAACAUAGGCUGCAAUUCACAAUAAAAAUAUUCUUCAUUCCUUGUACUGUGAAAUUAUGAACUGCAUCCUGAUCUCUAGCAGUUUGGUUUUUUGCAGAGGUCACCUAAAUAAAACUAUUCCAUUUGAA